Cuculus canorus (common cuckoo) is the source of this 631-nucleotide messenger RNA. RefSeq names its product PRKR interacting protein 1 (gene PRKRIP1). Gene Ontology annotation, cellular component: nucleolus. NCBI's taxonomy places the organism in Eukaryota, Metazoa, Chordata, Aves, Cuculiformes, Cuculidae. The coding region runs from base 41 to 610 and encodes 189 amino acids. Gene Ontology annotation, biological process: negative regulation of protein kinase activity. Gene Ontology annotation, molecular function: protein kinase binding; protein kinase inhibitor activity; double-stranded RNA binding. The transcript has 6 exons. The record is from RefSeq and is a predicted model, not a curated record.
AUCGCGUCGCGCGCAUGCCGUCACGGCGCGCGGUGGGAAAAUGGCGGCGCCCUCUGCCCCGCGGCCGCCCCGGCCCCGCAAGGACCCGCAGCCGCUCGUCAUCCCCCGCAACGCGGCCGAGGAGCAGCGCCUGCGGCUGGAGCGGCUCAUGAGGAACCCGGAAAAGACUGUGCCAAUUCCCGAAAAACUGAACGAAUGGGCACCACGACCUCCACCGGAGUUUGUUAGAGACGUGAUGGGUUCCAGUGCUGGAGCGGGGAGUGGGGAGUUUCACGUGUACCGGCAUCUCCGUCGGCGAGAGUACCAGAGGCAGGAUUUCAUGGAUGCCAUGGCUGAGAAGCAAAGACUAGAUGAGGAGUUUCAGAAGAAACUGGAGAGGAAUAAGAUGAUUGCAGAAGAACAAACAGCAAAACGCAGGAGGAAGCGCCAGAAGUUAAAAGAGAAGAAACUGCAAGCCAAGAAAAAUAAACUUGAACAAAAGAAGCAGGGAAAAGAACCUGGUCAAUCUCAAGAGCAAGUCAGCAGCGAGGAGGAAGAGGAGGACAGCAAGGAGGAGGAAGAGAAGGAAGAUGAUGCUGAAGAGCCAAGUUUUUUGAUGGGAAGAGGAUGAGGCCUCUCAGGGACAGCUGGA